Messenger RNA from Podarcis raffonei (Aeolian wall lizard), 2024 nucleotides. It is a transcript of the gene AREG, whose product is annotated as amphiregulin. Gene Ontology annotation, biological process: epidermal growth factor receptor signaling pathway; positive regulation of cell population proliferation; positive regulation of mitotic nuclear division. NCBI's taxonomy places the organism in Eukaryota, Metazoa, Chordata, Lepidosauria, Squamata, Lacertidae. The coding region runs from base 185 to 826 and encodes 213 amino acids. The transcript has 6 exons. The record is from RefSeq and is a predicted model, not a curated record.
UCGAGCUGCGUCCGACCGGCCUGCCUGCCUGCCUCCACCGCAUAUAUAUCUCUCGGCAGGGAUGGAGCAGGGUUGCCGUACGGCGCUCGCAGCUCGCCAGGCGCCCGUCGAGUCCCUCUGAGCCGGAGCCGCCUUUGCGCGCCUGCCUAGCCGUCUGCCCCCCGACGACGCGCCCGUGCCCUCCAUGCGCGCCACGCUCGCCCUCCUCCGGCUGCUGCUCUGGAGCUUAGUGUGCCAGCAUGCCGCUGGAUCAGGGCUAAAUGUGACGGAACAAGAGCAAAACAUGCCCGUCCUGAGGACGCUUAAUACACCUGCAACUGGGGUGUUUUCCUCGGGAGUUGACUACGAAGAGACUGAAGAGGAAGAGGUGGCGAUGGCACCUCAAUUCCUUGUAGGUGAUUCAGCUACAGUUCCAUUUGAACUUAAAAAGCCAGCAAAAUCAGAGAGCGGGAAAAAGAAGCCAAAAAGAAAGGGAAACAACAAGGGGAAGAAAAACAAGAAGAAAACACCAUGUGAAGCAGAGUUUAAAAACUUCUGUGUACACGGGGACUGCAAAUAUUAUGAACAUCUUCGAAAAGCCACAUGCAAGUGCCACUCGGAUUACUUUGGCGAACGUUGCGUCGAGCAGUUUUUGAAGACACACAGUACCGAUGGCAACGAAAGUUUCACAUCCACAAUACUUGCGUCGACGGCUGGUUUGCUCACCUUCGCUGCCAUUGUGAUCGUUGUAACAUUGCUGGUAAGGAAAAAGUGUUCUGUGUGCGAUGAAAAGGAAGAAAGGAGAAGGCUCCGGCAAGAAAACGGAAGUUCCAGCAAUGAUGUUUAAAGGGAACUGAAGGAGAUGCAGCUGAAAAGGCUGUCGCUGAAGCACACGCCCUUCUGUGGAGGCACGUCAGAGAAGGUCAAACUCAGAACCUCCGAGGAGCACGUCGAGAGCCUGAGACCUUGUCUGCCCAACAUGGAAGAUGCCGCAAGGAGGGCUUUUGCACGCCCUUGGCUUCUCUACAGCUGCCAGAGGAUGUCAAACAUGCCGCCACACUUGCAGGAGUCAACAUCUGCCGUUUCCACAGCCGCCGGAGAGCUGCCCCACCCUGUUCAGUACCGGAAGACGACCCAAAGACCGUGUGUGCGUUAAUCUGUCACCAGAGAACUAUCGCCAGGUAGUUUACAGAGACGUCUGUGUGCAAGGGGGAGAAUUUAGGGAGCUGUUCAUGCCUGCAUAAAGAGAUGGGUUUCUUCUUCUUCUUCUUUGUGUUGUUACUGACUUCCACACACACACACCCCUCGAGGUGAAAGGAGGGGGAACAGAGCAGGCUUUGAAAUAAGUCUCACGUUGCUUAAAGAGCUCUGUGACUCCCAGCCUGGGAUAAACUGCACAGGGUGUGCCUCUCUUCUCCUCCACCUCCACCUGCUGUCAUCUUGAGAGCUCCUGCUUGCUGCCUGAAAAGGUGGCAGACCAGAAAUGUCACUGCUUUCUGCUUUCUGUUCUGGAUGUCUCGCCGUGGAGGUGCACGAGCUGUUUCCAAGUUUGCUGCUUUCUUUCUUUCUUUCUUUCUUUCUUUCUUUCUUUGAUAAACUCUCACCUAAGAGUUGCUUGUUGCUGCUGUCUCAGGGUUUGUCUAAUCCCAGCAGUGGCAUAGCAUGGGGCUCAAAAUUCUUUGGGGCACAAAAUUUCAAAAGGGGGAAAAAUGAAGUAGUAAUCAUAAAUGAAAAAUAGUGUGCCCUCCCCCUCACACAGAAGAUCUCCCAAUGUUUGUGUAGGCAGACUGGAGAGUGGAUUUGGCCAAUCGCUAGGGUGCCCUCUGCACGGGCUUUAGAAAGAGACUCAUUCCUAGCCAAUCCCCUGUCCCACCCUCUGCCAUGCUCGACACUCGCAGGGCACCAUUGUUGCCGCUUGGGUAAGUUGCCGAGCUAUUGCCCCUUCAUUCCAGCCUAUUGGUGGGCGGUGCUGAGGAUACUUGUUUUGCCCCGGACUCUGGCAACGCAUGCUAUGCCACUAAAUCCCAGUCAUCUGCAGUGUGCCU